Xenopus laevis (African clawed frog) is the source of this 1675-nucleotide messenger RNA. RefSeq names its product RNA polymerase I subunit F L homeolog (gene polr1f.L). NCBI's taxonomy places the organism in Eukaryota, Metazoa, Chordata, Amphibia, Anura, Pipidae. Bases 110 to 1531 code for a protein of 473 amino acids. Gene Ontology annotation, cellular component: RNA polymerase I complex; nucleus; nucleolus. Gene Ontology annotation, biological process: DNA-templated transcription initiation; transcription elongation by RNA polymerase I; DNA-templated transcription. The record is from RefSeq and is a predicted model, not a curated record. The transcript has 4 exons.
CCAAACUGCGUUAGAUUGGCGACCGUAAUGCUGUGACGUCAUCUGGAUUCGUCCAUUGCGUGUAUUCAGCGCGACUGUCCCUUCAUGCGGGACAUGUGGAAAGAGAGGCAUGGCUGAAGCUGAGACUGCAGUGGGUUCCUCGGAACCUGCGCCCGCUGCGCCUGAGCCACCCGCUCUGCCUUGUCUUGUGCUCCCAUCAUUCUCUGAGGCCUGUGAGUUAGUGAGCUGCCGCUAUUCGUGCCUUGUGGUUGAAACUCAUAGGAGACAUUUAGCUCUUUCUCCCAAAUUCCUGCGGAAGAAGCGGAGUGGUAUCCAGGAACAGCUCAAUACUGAGUUGCUGAAGUACAGCGAGAGGCUGAACGGAGUUCCAGUUGCUUAUGACAAUAUAAAGUUGGUGGGAGAGCUGGGUGAUAUCUAUGAUGAUCUAGGACACAUUCAUAUAAAUGUUGAGGCAGACUUUGUCAUCUUUAAGCCAGACUGUGGACAGACACUUGUGGGUAUUGUCAACAAAGUUGCACCCACUCAUAUAGGCUGUUUGGUACAUGGCUGCUUCAACGCUUCUAUACCCAAGCCUCCCAAGAUGCCCAUUGAAAAUUGGCUGCGUAUUGGUGUUAAAAUAGACGACGAGAUAGAGUUUGAAGUAUUCCGUUUAGAUUCAGAUGCCAUUGGUGUAUUUUGUAUACGUGGACGACUAGAUGAGAGCAUGGAGGCCAAAGCUUAUGAAACCUCAUGUGAAGAGACGGCUGAGCAGACUGAUGGUGGAACAUCUGAUAAAGAUGCAGAUGCCCUUGAGAACUCAAAUAUGGAAUCCAGCAUCCAAACAAAUGGUGAUGUCCAGGACAAAUCAAAGAAAAAACACAAGAAACAGAAAUUGCGAGAGUCGCUUACACAGGAAGCUGAGAGCACAGGUGAUAAUUCUAUAGUUGCAGAUCCAGAUCUAGAAAAUCCUGUAGAAUUAAAUGUAGAAACUCCGAAAAAAGAGCGCAAGAAAAAGAAACAUAAGAAUGUUCUUGGGCAGAAUAGUGAAUCUGAUGCUGAGAAAGGUUUAGACAGCACAAGCUUUGAAGAAAGCAUUAAUACAGAAUCGCCAGUUAUUUUAACUGAGACCAAACCAAAAAAAUCCAAGAAGAAGGGUAAGGAGAUUCUUCAUUCUAAUGAUACUGCCUCUGGUUUUCUCAAUGGAGUAGUUGAAAAUGAAAGUUUUUCCGAAAGUCCUGCUCUUGAACCAGAAGAAAUGACAGCAAGUGGAGGUGUCCCAGACAAGUUUAAGAAAAAACACAAGCGCUCUAACGUGGAACAGAACCCCAACAGUAACCUUGUCAGUUGUGUCUCAUCUGAAGAAUCUCUCACCGAAGGUCUCGCUGUAUCUCAGGAAACACCGAAGGCAAAAAAGCAUAAGUCAAAACAUCAAGAACAUUUGCUGCCUGGGAGUUCCCAAAGCAAGCACAAAACAGCAAAAAGACAGCAUGAAGAAGAUGAUCAAGACAUUUUGGCUUUAGAACCCAAGAUCAAAAAGAAACAUAAAAAAUGACAUUUAUGUUUUUAAAAAAAAAAAAAAAAUACUGUAAAUUUGUAUUUUCUUAAGCAAAGAGUGUAUUUUAGUCAUGUAUAUUCAAAUGUAAAAAAUUGGAAAUGUAAAAGUCAAAAUCUAAGUAUUAUAAGUUCCACCAAUUUG